Messenger RNA from Ictalurus furcatus (blue catfish), 484 nucleotides. Its product is annotated as 5-hydroxytryptamine receptor 7-like. The record is from RefSeq and is a predicted model, not a curated record. Gene Ontology annotation, biological process: adenylate cyclase-activating adrenergic receptor signaling pathway. The transcript has a single exon. Gene Ontology annotation, cellular component: membrane. Lineage: Eukaryota; Metazoa; Chordata; Actinopteri; Siluriformes; Ictaluridae. Gene Ontology annotation, molecular function: G protein-coupled receptor activity. The coding region runs from base 1 to 477 and encodes 158 amino acids.
AUGUUCAACUCGUCUCCGUCGGCUUCCACGCUCUUCUUCUCCGCGGAUCGUGAUCAUGACGUCGCCGGCGGUUCCUCGCGCCCGUUCCGUGGCGGCGGUGACGGCGUCGCGGAUGUCGGCGACGGGAACAACAGCUCGUGCGCCGAGUGGCCGCUCGAGUUCGAGCCCGCGGAGAAGGUGGCCGUGGGUCUCGCGCUGGCCGCGGUCACGGCGGUGACGGUGAUCGGGAACGCGCUCGUGGUGGUGGCCGUGUGCGUGGUGAAGAAGCUCCGCCAGCCGUCCAACUACUUGCUCGUGUCACUCGCAGCCGCCGACCUGUCCGUAGCUCUCGGGGUCAUGCCCUUCGCCAUAGCAACCGACCUCACCGGUGGGAAAUGGCUGUUCGGCGAAGCUUUCUGUAACGUCUUCAUCGGAAUGGACGUCAUGUGCUGCACCGCGUCCAUCAUGACCUUAUGCGUCAUCAGCGUGGACAGGUGAGUUUUAG